AUGGUUGGAAUUCUUAACCUUCGCUUUUUCUCAAGUGCCUUGAUAUACUCAGUUUUCCUCCAUAUCUGGACUGUUUUUGCACAAAAUGCGACCAAUAAUGGCACGGCGCCUACCAUACGUUGGUCCGCUUGCCCCCCUGGCAUUCCUCCAGGCGUGGACUGUGGCUCUAUUCCAGUUCCCUUGUCAUAUAAGUCGGGUAACUCAACCGCUGCUGAUGGAAAUCAAACCGUCUCACUGUUUCUGACACGGCUCAAUUCCACUGGAAAUGGCACGCAAAACCCCUUGUUCUUCAACCCAGGCGGGCCCGGUGUGGGUGCUAGCACCCUCGUUGCGGCAGGACAAUUUGUGCCCAACUUCGGAGUAUCGGAUGCUGUGAGGAGAGUAUACACCAUCAUUGGUCUCGACCCGCGUGGUGUGGGCUAUAGCACGCCCAUAAAGUGCGACCCAAACAUAUACAACCAACGAAUACGCACUUUCGUGAGUGAUAACGCCAGCUAUCAAGCUUUAGUUAGCUACAACCGCCAAUUCGGGCAGAGUUGCGCGAAUCUCACGGGGCCUCUUCUCAAUAACCUGGACACGGUUCAUGUUGCGAAAGAUCACGAGCUGGUUCGACGCGCGCUAAACGCCACCAAGUUCAACCUCCUUGGUCUGUCCUAUGGUACAUUGUUGGGCCAGCAGUAUCUCUCUUUAUUCCCCAACACUGUCGGUCGAAUGGCAUUGGAUGGGCCGGUCGAUCAUUCACAAUCUGAACCUUCUGCCUUGCUGACGGAGUCUUCAACUUAUGAGGCUACGCUUAACCAGUUCUUUCAGUGGUGUGACACCAACAACACUUGUGCUCUGAACGGUAACAACACUAGACAGGUUUUCACCGACCUUCUACUCAAGGCUGAUGCCUCCCCAAUCCCCGCCCCAAGUUGCAACCGGACAUGCCAGCCAAACGUAACAGGCGAGGAUAUCAGAUACAAUGCCCAGAGCUUUCUACAAUUUGUAGAUUUAUCAUACGCCUCCAACUGGACCGGCCUUGGAGCCGCGUUGCUAGAAGCAUCCAAUGGCAACGCUACCGCUCUUUCAACUCCUCUAGCAUUGACACAAAAUGCUACGUCAAUCGAGGGCUCGCCAUUCUCAUAUCUUGCUAUCGGCUGCCAGGACUGGCUCCACCAGGCGAGAUCAGCGACAGAUCUAGAACUCAGAUUACAGGCAGUUCAACCAUUUGCUCCCCUGACUGCCGGAGCCUCUCAGACAUAUUACUAUCAAAGCAGAUGCUUAGGGUGGCCAGCUCCCCUCACUAAUGGGCAAGUGUUCCUGAAUACGACAAUCACCCAGCGAGCGCCGCCGGUUUUGAUAGCGCACUCCGUGUAUGAUCCCUCAUGUAGUAGCGUGUGGGCAGAUGGUGUCAGACAGCAGCUUCCCAAUGCUGUGAGCAUUACCAGGAACGGGUCUGGGCACUUGAGUCAUUUUCUAUUGGGGGAUACAAGGGCCGUGUUAGAUACCUUUUUGGCUAAUGGGACGCUUCCUCUGGAUGGUAGCAUCUAUCAGUCAUAG
Messenger RNA from Clonostachys rhizophaga, 1542 nucleotides. Lineage: Eukaryota; Fungi; Ascomycota; Sordariomycetes; Hypocreales; Bionectriaceae. The record is from the annotation of a GenBank genome assembly.